This is a messenger RNA of Arachis duranensis, 510 nucleotides long. RefSeq lists its product as uncharacterized. The record is from RefSeq and is a predicted model, not a curated record. Bases 1 to 510 code for a protein of 169 amino acids. The transcript has a single exon. NCBI's taxonomy places the organism in Eukaryota, Viridiplantae, Streptophyta, Magnoliopsida, Fabales, Fabaceae.
AUGAUUCAAAGAGGUAUCCCACCAAAACUCAAGGACCCAGAGAGUUUCCUCAUAGCAUGUACCAUAGGAAACAUGAAAUUAGAAAGAGCUCUCUUUGACUUGGGUGCAAGUAUCAAUUUGAUUCCACUUUCUAUGAUGAAGAAGCUAGCAAUAGAAGAAGUUAAACCCACCAGAAUGUCACUUCAAAUGGCCGACAGAUCACUCAAGAUACCUAAUAGAGUUGUGGAAAACUUAUUGGUAAAGAUUGGAGAGUUCAUCUUCCCAGCUGAUUUUGUGAUCCUGGAUAUGGAAGAGGAGGGGCGUAACUCAAUUAUCUUGGGACGACCCUUCUUAGUUACAGCAAGAGCCAUGGUAGAUCUAGAAAAAGGUGAAAUAGUUCUCAGGGCACAUAAUGAGCAAAUGAUCAUUAAUGUUUUUAAGGCCAUGCAAUACCCCCCUGAGAAAGAAGACCAUAAGAGGGUGGAGAUGAUAGAAACUCUAGUGGAGGAGGUACUUGAGACAAGCCAUUAG